CACACACGGAAGUCAUUUACUCAAAAUGAACGCGUCCAUGCAUGAGUCCGCCAUUCCACCCACUAGCUUCGUGUAGACACCAACAGGUACACACACAUACACACUCACGAUCACAUGGCAGCAUUCCGUUUGAAUGCGCCUAUCCCGUCCUCGUGGGACACAACUGUGAGUGUGUGCACACCAACAGCGGAACAAACGCACCCCCUCCCACACACACACGCUCGCCUCGCUGCAAGCGACGUCAGCCAGGGGUCCGCUUGUCUGCCCUUGACACGGCCCACACACACAUUGAUGGCCACAGUGCGUCUACAAUGAGAGUGUUGGUGUAUUGUGUCUUGCGGCAUGUGAGAUGUGGGAUGUGUAUGGGAGCGGGAGCAUCAGCCGACAGACACAGCAGAGAAUAUCCACCCACUCACGUAUUCACCAAACAAGUGUCGACAACAAUUAAUGCUGCGUUCUGUGGUGUAUACCUGUGUGCACUCGACAGACACCCUGAAGACACACACACACACACACACGUACACACAAGAUAGGGGUGAUGGAUGCAUUGCUAUGCCUCUUCUCGCUUACCCUUUAAGAGCGACGAGUUGCAGUCAAGCGGACAGUCGAUGUUCGGUAUAUCUCACCUUUUUCGAUGGUGAAGUUGCUACCGACCUCUGUGCCGAUGGGGAGAAGCUGUCGAACAGCAGCGCGAGUGGCGUCGCUGCCACGCACUACCAGGGUCAGACUCCGCAGGCCCCGCACGCCAUCCACGAUAGACGAGAUGCCGCUGCGGAUUCGCUCAACAGCCGCUGAGGGCUCCAACUCAUCGGGCACUGAGGAAUAACAACGAAUAACACACACACGGCCAGAAUACACACAUAGGCUGGACAAGCCAGAAUCGUCUCUAAACUGCACUGCAUUGCAUACCUUUUACGAGUAUUUCUAGGUUGUAAAUCGAUGGGUAGCUAUUCGAUGACCAGCCGUCAAAGGCGCCGUCAGUAAGACUGACAGCAUACCAGUGAAAGCUGCUGCCUUGCCACCGGAAGGGCCUGGCGACAGUGACCGUUUCCAUUUCCCCCUCCGUCCCUAGUGCCUCCAGGACGUUCCUCCUUUCGUCUGCACUCAGAGCUGAGUCGAACCACAGCGACUCCACCUUCUUCGGCAUCUUCUCUGCCAGCAACCGAGCCGUAGCACCGCCAACAGAGCUGAGGACCUGUAGCUGCCGGGCCGUUGGAAACGGCUGCAGGUGGUCGAUGAUGGCGGGGCGGGGCGAGGGGGUGUUGGGAGGGGGGACGAAGCCAUCGGCGUUGCAGACCGACAACUCAUUCACGCUGUCGAAUGUGAGUGUCUUGGCGAUAUCGAUGGCCGCCGGGCUGGGGCUGUCGACGGGGUGGGUGAGAUCAUGCUGGCUGAUGACGUACACCACCCUCCUCGCCUUCCGUGCGGCCGCCUGGAUGGCGCUCUUGAAAAGUGGGGAGGGGUUGGGGGGAAAGUCGUCGCUGUAGAAGAGCGACAAGUCGAAACUCUGGUGGACAUUAGGGUCGGCCUCAAAAAUGACGUUGGCGUCGGGCCGGCAGCACGACUUGUGCAGCGACUCGACGGACUCCAAGAGGGGAAAAACCCUGCUGUCGAUAAGCUGGCGGCGGAAAGGUGGGUAAGUCCUGACCAAAAAGCUCAUUUCCACCACCAGCUGAGUGAGCGACCGACGGCAGCCACGCGAUGUGAGUGCAGCCUACAGCACACACGAACAGCAAAGACACGUGGCGUAAUCACAUUCAAACUUGGUCUGUCUUGCUUUCUCAUUCAUUUCUGCUGAAUUACCUGCAGCCUGUCGACCGCUGCACCGGCCUCGUCAACAUCGCCGGCCAGCUGGAUGGUGCCGAUACUCUGCAGCUGACUCAGCGGCACCGGCUGCCCAGCCGCUGCCUUGGGGAUGUGCUCAAACACCGCCGCCGCCCACUGCUCACCCAGCAGAUGGCUGGGGGCGUACUGCAGAUCCCCACUUAUGUGCUGCAGCGACCGUGACGAGCUGACGAAGCGGCCAAGCUCGCCCGUGUACCACCCCUGCUGCUCCAGGCGCUCGAGUGAUGGCAUCCGCCACCCUCUGUCGGCCAAGACACCAUGGUCUCCGACGGCUCCUGUGACGGCUUUGAGUGAGGGGAAUGUGGGGGCCUCGGUGAGGCGAGGAGGGAGAGGGAGACUGCGUCGCUCCACUUCACGUUCCUCCGCCUCACUCAUCCGCACCUCUUCGAAUGCGAUGGUCUCCAGCCGACUGGCCGACGGUCGCACCUCGGAGGGCCUCUGGGGGGCUUCUCCCUGUGUGCCGGGCUGGUCGGUGGCGGGAGGCGGCUGAGAGGGGGAGGGCGGGGCGGCUGUGGUCUCAAUGAUGGUCACCAACACGUCAGUGCACCACAUAGGCUCAUGCUCAGGGUGGCAGAGGGCGAUAUGAGUGAGGCCGGUGAGCCGUGCCGCCAUCCGCUUGACGAGGUCCAGAGGGAUGCGCUGCCAAAAGGUGCGGCCCUCGGUCGGCGAUCGCCAGCAGUGCUCGUCGUCCUUGGUGGCCCAGUCGAUGAAGAGUCGUGUGUGGCUGGGGGCCGCCUGUUCCCACAUCUGCUUGGUGCUCUUGGCCAGCCGCUGGGAGAGGGGGAUGAGCACAUGAAGGGGCAGACACUCCAUCACCAACGAACAAAUCUGCACAACACACACAGUGAGAGCGGCAGGAGUGAGUGUGUCAGUCAUUCACCGUAGAUCCCCUCUGGCCGGUCUCACCGUUUCGAUGCGCUGGCGCUUCUCUUUGUCGCCGGCCGCUGCACUGUCCUCUACACCACUACAACCAGCCGGGCCGCCAGCCACACGUGCGCGCUUGUUGCCGUCGCCAACACAAACCUGGACAGACAGACGCAGCCAUGGGCCGAUCCAUGUGUGUGUGUGUGUCUGUCUGUCUGUCUAUGUCUGCUUACGGCUUUGGAGUGCUGCGAUUCUGAGUUGGUCUCAGCCGAACUCACAGCUGUGCCUACUCGAUGGAUGCACCGAAACAACCUCCCGUCGCCAUCAGAGCCCUGACCACACACACACCAAGCUCUCCUCUUCCCGUGUGACUGCUGUAGGGUGUGCGAACCUGUUGCUGAUGCGGUGGUGUGUGGGUCUGAUUGAGCGGGACGACCUUCUGGAACGGCUCCCGCACCCCGUUGACCGCCUCCACCGCCCUAAGGUGCACCACUGUCCCUCCCUCGGUCGGCUGCACGCGAUACACCUCGGCCAGCGCCAUGCCCCUCUUCGCGACAGUCGACACCAUCCACACACGAGUGCCCUCCUCGUAACACUGAGUCCCACGGCGGGACACCAGCUGCUGAAACGAGCAAGCACACGGAUGAAUCACAUACUGGUUCACGUGUGCUGUCUUGACUGACCGGCGUCUGCGGCUGAGAUCCAGCGGCGGAAGAUGACGAAGCGGAAGAAGCCAUGGCGCCAAUGAAGCAGUGAACCGAAGCAAGCAGCAGACGUCAAAUGAGCGCCUGCAAGGUCAAGCGGGAUGGAUAAGUUGUGUUGCUUUGGCUGUGUGUUCCUUCACUCGCUGCUCACGUGUGUCCCGAACUCGCUUGGCUCGAGACUGAUAUCUUGAAGCAAGGCUGAUUCGACAACUGCUUCGUUGCCUGUGGGUCGCCCAGACUUGCACAGGCCCACAGCUACAUACACCAGCACUUAGUACCACUGGCACUUACCCUAACUUGCCUCAGAGAGAUCG
This is a messenger RNA of Vitrella brassicaformis, 3727 nucleotides long. Lineage: Eukaryota; Vitrellaceae. The record is from the annotation of a GenBank genome assembly.